Messenger RNA from Culicoides brevitarsis, 5167 nucleotides. RefSeq names its product ATP-dependent helicase brm (gene brm). NCBI's taxonomy places the organism in Eukaryota, Metazoa, Arthropoda, Insecta, Diptera, Ceratopogonidae. Gene Ontology annotation, biological process: positive regulation of transcription by RNA polymerase II. The record is from RefSeq and is a predicted model, not a curated record. Gene Ontology annotation, cellular component: nucleus. The transcript has 6 exons. Bases 290 to 4885 code for a protein of 1531 amino acids. Gene Ontology annotation, molecular function: histone binding; ATP binding; DNA binding.
CUUUAAAAAAAAUCGUCUCAAAAUACAAGCCAUCAAUUCAAAGUGAUUUUAAGGCAGUUUUUCGUCGAAUUUCCCUCAAAAUCAUUGUGCAAAGGUGAAAACUCGUCAAAGGCAACAACUACAAGCCGAGCAUUACAUUGGAAUUGUGUUAGUAACGCAGUGAGAUGCGUUUGAAAAUUCUUUUGUAGUUGUUGUUUUGCGUCGUCGGCCAUUAUACAUUCUAGAAAGUGUCGAAAAAAAGUGAAAACUCUGUGAAAAGUUGGGAAAACCCGUAAAAAAAUCGUAUAAAAUGGCAAGUCCGUCGCCACAAAAUAGCCCAAUGCCGCCACCGCAGGCUCCCUCGCCAUCGGCACAUCAAUCGCCGUAUCCGCCUACACAGGCAUUGCCACCACCAGGUCAUCACAUGGCACCUCAUCCUCCAGGCCCGAAUCCCGGACAACAUUUGCCUCCGCAAGGUCCCAUGCAACACGGGCCUCCACACAUGAACGGCGCUCCGCCGGGACAUCACAUGCCGCCGCAUCCGGGAAUGCAACAACAUCCCCAAGGACCGCAUCCGGGCAUGCAAAUGCCGCCGCAAGGACCUCCCAUGGGAUAUCAACAUCCGAUGCCGCCACAACCGGGUCCACCAGGUCCGCCGCAGAAUGUACAGCAAUCGGGACCACCACCACCGCAAGGUCCAAAUAUGCCUCCAGGUGCUCCGGGUCAACAGGGCGGUCCUCCAGCGCCGGGACAAGAGAAUUUAAAUGCUUUGCAACGCGCUAUUGACUCAAUGGAAGAGAAGGGAUUACAAGAAGAUCCAAGAUAUUCACAAUUGUUGGCGUUGCGUGCGAAUUCUAAACAUCAACAUCUUAACCAGAAUCAACUUAGUUUAUUGCGUGCGCAAAUAAUGGCGUAUCGUACAUUGGCCCGUAAUCAACCUUUGAACAAACAAUUGCAGGGCGUAAUUGCUGGGCAUCGAGCUCCCGAUGGAACUACGCCUCCUCCGAGUUCGACGCCGCCAGCAAGUCCUUAUCCAGGACAACAAGGUCCUAUGCCGCCAACAGGACCUCCCGGAAAGCCCUCUGGUCCCCCAGGACAACAAGGAAUGCCCGGACAACCGCCCCAAGGCCCUCCGCAAGAUCACAAACAAGGCGGCGUUCCUCCCGCUGGUGGCAUGCCUCCAAACCAAAGCCCAGUCCCGGGCAUGACAAAUCCGCAGCAAGGCCCAAUGGCGCAACAACCGCCCCAACAACAAGGUCCUCCCCGCCCCGGCCAAUCAGCACCCGGUGGACCCAUGCAAAAGCAAAAUCGCGUCACGACAGUCGCAAAACCCGCUGGCUUGGAUCCCAUCGUCUUGUUGCAGGAGCGCGAAAAUCGCAUGGCAGCCCGUAUCGCCUUGCGAAUCGAGGAAUUGACAAAUUUACCGACUACAAUGCCCGAAGAUUUACGCAUUCAGGCACAAAUUGAGCUACGUGCGUUGCGUGUCUUGAACUUCCAGCGUCAGUUACGGAGCGAAAUUGUGCAAUGCACGCGCAAAGACACGACGUUGGAGACAGCGGUCAAUGUAAAAGCCUACAAAAGAACCAAGAGACAGGGCUUGCGCGAAGCUCGUGCCACCGAGAAACUCGAAAAACAACAAAAAUUGGAAGCCGAACGAAAACGCAGACAAAAACAUCAAGAAUUUUUGGCUUCUGUGUUGCAACAUGGCAAAGACUUUAAGGAAUAUCAUCGCAAUAACACUGCUCGUUUGGGUCGCAUCAACAAGGCAAUUCUCAAUUAUCACGCAAAUGCCGAGCGCGAACAAAAGAAGGAGCAAGAACGCAUCGAAAAGGAACGUAUGCGUCGUUUGAUGGCCGAAGACGAAGAAGGUUACCGUAAACUUAUCGAUCAGAAGAAGGACAAACGUUUGGCUUUCUUGUUGUCACAAACGGACGAAUAUAUUAGCAACUUGACCGAGAUGGUGAAACAACACAAAGUCGACCAACAAAAGAAAAAGGAAGACGAACUCGAUCGCAAAAAGAAACGCAAACGCCAAAUUUUGGAAACUGGCGACUUUGACAACAUCGAAGACGGAUGCGAGGCUCUCGAUUGUCACGUAACCGUUGUAGAGACCGCAACUGGCAAGACAUUGACCGGAGAUGAUGCCCCCUUGCUGCGUAACUUGCAACAAUGGCUCAAAUAUCAUCCCGGAUGGGAAUUUGUCAUUUCCGACAACGAAGAUUCGGAUAACGAGGACGACGAACGGAAACAAAAGGAAGAAAAAGACGCGAAAGACGGCAAAGAUUCGGAAGACAAAGCCUUGGAGGUCAUCAAAAAGGCAAAAGUUGAAGAUGACGAAUACAAAACGGAAGAACAAACAUAUUACAGCAUCGCUCACACGGUUCACGAACGCGUCACCGAACAAGCCAGCAUCUUGGUCAACGGUAAACUCAAGGAAUACCAAAUUAAGGGCUUGGAAUGGCUCGUUUCGCUGUUCAAUAACAAUUUGAAUGGAAUUCUCGCUGACGAAAUGGGUUUGGGUAAAACUAUUCAAACGAUUGCUCUCGUCACGUAUCUCAUGGAACGCAAAAAAGUCAAUGGCCCAUUUUUAAUUAUUGUCCCACUUUCAACACUGUCUAAUUGGGUGUUGGAAUUCGAGAAAUGGUCACCAUCGGUGAUUGUCGUUGCUUAUAAGGGAUCCCCACAAGGGCGUCGUUCCGUGCAAAAUCAAAUGAAAGCGACAAAAUUCAACGUUUUGCUCACGACAUACGAGUACAUCAUCAAAGACAAGGCAGUUUUGGCGAAAAUUCCGUGGAAAUACAUGAUCAUCGACGAGGGACAUCGUAUGAAGAACCAUCAUUGCAAAUUGACGCAAAUCUUGAACACGCAUUAUAUCGCGCCAUUCCGUCUUUUGUUGACCGGUACUCCGUUGCAGAAUAAAUUGCCGGAAUUAUGGGCUCUUUUGAAUUUCUUGUUGCCCUCGAUUUUCAAGUCUUGUUCCACUUUUGAGCAAUGGUUUAAUGCGCCCUUCGCCACUACCGGUGAAAAAGUCGAGCUGAAUGAGGAAGAAACGAUUCUUAUUAUUCGUCGUUUGCACAAAGUAUUGCGUCCCUUCUUGCUGCGACGCUUGAAAAAGGAGGUAGAAUCGCAAUUGCCGGACAAAGUUGAGUAUAUCAUCAAGUGUGAGAUGUCGGGAUUGCAACGUGUCUUGUACAAACACAUGCAAAGUCGUGGAGUUUUGCUGACAGACGGUUCAGAAAAGGGAAAUAAAGGCAAAGGAGGGUCCAAGGCACUCAUGAACACCAUUGUGCAGCUCCGUAAGUUGUGUAAUCAUCCCUUCAUGUUCCAACACAUCGAGGAAAAAUAUUCCGAUCACAUUGGCGGCUCAUCGGGCAUCGUUUCCGGUCCCGAUUUGUAUCGCGUUUCCGGUAAAUUUGAACUUUUGGAUCGUAUUUUGCCGAAACUCAAGGCUACCGGUCAUCGUGUCCUGCUUUUCUGUCAAAUGACGCAAUGCAUGACCAUCAUCGAGGAUUACUUGUCGUGGCGUAAUUACGGCUAUUUGCGUCUCGAUGGUACCACAAAGUCGGAAGAACGUGGCGAUUUGUUGAAAAAAUUCAACUGCAAAAAUUCGGAUUAUUUCAUUUUCUUGCUAUCGACACGUGCCGGAGGUCUCGGUUUGAAUUUGCAAACAGCCGAUACGGUUGUCAUCUUCGAUUCCGAUUGGAAUCCGCAUCAGGAUUUGCAGGCGCAGGAUCGUGCCCAUCGUAUUGGGCAGCGAAACGAGGUGCGUGUGCUCCGUUUGAUGACUGUCAAUUCCGUGGAGGAGCGUAUUUUGGCGGCAGCUCGUUACAAGUUGAAUAUGGACGAGAAAGUCAUUCAAGCUGGCAUGUUCGAUCAGAAAUCCACGGGAAGCGAACGUCAACAAUUUUUGCAGACAAUUUUGCAUCAAGACGAGGAAGAUGGCGAGGAGGAAAAUGAAGUCCCUGAUGACGAAACUGUCAAUGCGAUGAUUUCGCGGUCUGAGGAGGAGCUCGAAUUGUUCAAAAAAAUGGACGAAGAACGCAAGGAACGAGAUGCUGCCGAUCCGACAUUCACAAGUCGUUUGAUCGAAGAGUCCGAGUUGCCUGAUUGGCUUACAAAGGAGGAAAUUGAGGAGGAAAAAUGGGACUUUGAGGAUGAACAAGCGAUUUUGGGACGUGGAUCGCGUCAACGCAAGGAAGUCGAUUACACGGACAGUCUCACGGAGAAGGAAUGGCUCAAGGCGAUCGAUGACGGAGCCGAUUUCGACGAAGAGCUCGAGGAGGAAGAGCGUGAAAAGAAACGCAAGAGUCGUAAAAAGCGCAAAAAGGAAGAUUCGGAUGACGAUAGUGUGCUUUCGACCAUGGUAACGAAACGCAAAAAGGGCAUUACAGACCCGAAAAUCAAAGAUAUGAUGAAAAAAGUGAUGAAAUUGGUUGUCAAGUACACCGACGAGGAUGGACGUGUCUUGAGCGAGCCUUUCAUGAAGCUGCCAUCACGCAAAGAACUUCCCGAUUAUUAUGAAGUCAUCAAACGACCCUUGGAUAUCAAGAAAAUGAUGGCGCGCAUCGACGAAGCAAAAUACGUCGAUUUUGAUGACUUGCAAAAGGACUUUUUCCAGUUGUGUCAAAACGCACAGACCUAUAAUGAGGAAGCUUCUCUCAUCUACGAAGACAGUGUCGUACUGCAGACCGUUUUCACGAAUGCCCGAGCAAAGGUGGAAAGUGGACAACCCAUUUCUGAGUCGGAAGAUGAAGAAGAAUCUGACGAGGAAUCGAGCAGUGUGAAAAUGAAGAUGAAAAUGAGCAAAACCCCAGCUCCAUCUAGUUCUAAAAAGUCAACGCCACGCCGAAAACGCGCCCAGAAAAAAUACGCAAUUUCAGACGAUGAUGACGAUGACAUGGAUUAAAAUUUAAAAAUUUACAUUUAAUCAAUUUUAGUCUUUAGGAGGUUUUUCCUUUUUUUUUAAUUCUUAAUUUUUUUCUUGUCACACCGACUAUUGUAAAAAUAUUUGAACAUAAAAAUGCGUAUUACCAACUAACGGAUUUAAUCUCGAUCAUUGAUGAAAACUAACACUAAGGAUAAUAUUUAGAAUUUUUAGACUUAAAGUAAUCAAAAACAAGAUAUUCACAGUAGAAUUUAUGUCAAUUGACUUGCAACAUGGGAUGUUGUUCGUCAAUUUAUUUAAAGA